Molecule: messenger RNA, 813 nt
Organism: Glycine soja
Lineage: Eukaryota; Viridiplantae; Streptophyta; Magnoliopsida; Fabales; Fabaceae
Product: autophagy-related protein 8f-like
Exons: 6
Coding region: 268-636 (122 amino acids)
Biological process (GO): cellular response to nitrogen starvation
Source: RefSeq, a predicted model, not a curated record
UUAUUUAUUUUGUUGAAGCAAACACGGCCUUGUUGGAGUUGUGAGCAAGAAACCGGAGCGUUGAUUUUCUUCUGUUUUUCGAUCGUCUUCACGAGGUUUAGUUUUCUGAGCUAUAUACAAUCAAAUUCGUAAACCUUGAGGUUUAAGUAUCGAAAAUUAUUAACCGGCCAAACAAAUUUCCUUCGCCGAUAAGAAGUAAAUUGUCGGAACCGCUUUGUGUCUCUUUCCCUGUUUUUUAAGGAGAGAUUGUCUGCAAUCAGAGGAAGAAUGACAAAGAGUUACUUCAAACAAGAGCAUGAUCUUGAGAAGAGAAGAGCCGAGGCUGCUAGGAUUAGGGAGAAAUACCCAGACCGUAUCCCGGUGAUUGUGGAGAAGGCAGAAAGAAGUGAUAUCCCAAGUAUUGACAAGAAGAAGUACCUUGUCCCUGCUGAUCUGACAGUUGGACAGUUCGUCUAUGUUAUCCGCAAAAGGAUUAAAUUAAGCGCAGAAAAGGCAAUCUUUAUCUUUGUGGACAACGUCCUUCCACCGACAGGAGCAAUUAUGUCUGCCAUAUAUGAUGAGAAGAAGGAUGAGGAUGGGUUUCUUUAUGUUACUUACAGUGGAGAGAACACCUUUGGGGAUCUGACUUCCCACUAGCAUUAUUUUAAAGAUUGGCACUAUAAUCUGAUUGCAUUCUCAUUGGCUAGUCUCAUAAAUUUGUAUCAAUACUCGAUAUCAAAGUACAUUGCUCUCAAUAUAAUGUACAGUUUGUAUAUAAACUUUAAGAAGAACCUGUUUAAUGUUAAAAAAGUUUCUUCCUUUUCUGCCUUGCAA